This is a messenger RNA of Dendronephthya gigantea, 584 nucleotides long. RefSeq lists its product as uncharacterized. The record is from RefSeq and is a predicted model, not a curated record. NCBI's taxonomy places the organism in Eukaryota, Metazoa, Cnidaria, Anthozoa, Malacalcyonacea, Nephtheidae. Bases 252 to 584 code for a protein of 110 amino acids. The transcript is spliced from 4 exons.
CUAUUUGUUGUUAUAUAUGUGGAAAUGUCUUCGUUUAUCUAUUCAAUAUACGGGAUUGACCAAUUGCGUUUAUUGUAUGAGUGAACCACCUGUCGCAUAUUAUAACACACAACAUCUGCAUUUGUGUCAACAUAAGCUUUUAAACAUUCAUAUCUUUCUAUUUUCUACGUGUCUCGGGAAAAUAAUCCGCUGCAUCUAAUUGUGCUGUGUUUUUCAUUUGUCCACGCAUACGACGUUCAAAACGGGAAGCGAUGAGUUUGUUCAAUUUUGCUAUAAUUUUCAUCUUUGCUUCGUUCGGAAGCAUUUAUGGCGCAGAUGAUGAAACUCGCACCGUCGCAAAUAAUUUAAGCGUGAAACUGGCCAGCGUUCUGAAUGAAGCAGUAAACUAUUCGACAUUGUCCGACAUCGUGAAAGAUCUUGAUGGGAAAUCGCUCGCGAAGACGGCAAUAGAUAAGGAUAUUAGUAAUUUAAAAAUGUUAUUCAAGAAUCGAACAUCCACAGCUGAGGACAUGGCAAAAUAUGCUGAGCUGGUUUACAAAAACCACACUAUAAAGACAGAUUUAGGCGAGAGAUGUGAGUACUAA